UCCACGUCCACUCCGCGAGCUCUUUGCCACGGCGACUGCAUGGCUGUAUAGGCCUGCUACUGAUUCACGGAUCGCCGAGCUCGGUCUCUUCCACGACCGCUUCUUGAACGCCGCCCGCACAACGUAGACGCCGCACGCCUGCCCCACUAUCGUCUUUGCGACUCUUCAAGGCAACACACCCUCACCCUCACCUCCGCGCCUCAAUCCGCAACUGCCAGGAAACCCACCCACGCCCACUCUACAAGAAAAAGCUAUCCUGGGGAUACAACCACGCAGCUGAAGCUGUCUGGGAGCUCGUCCCUCGCGCAGCGGCCCAGCAUGUCUUUGUCAAUCGAAGAGCUAGACGCCACGGUGCGCGCCUUCUACGAGGGCCGUGGUGAGACCCAAAAACAAGCCCAGGCCACUCUCAAUCAGUUCAAGGAGAACCCGGACGCCUGGCUACUGGUCGACAAGAUACUGCAGGAGGCGCAGUACCCUCAGACCAAAUACUUAGGGCUCCAGGUGCUCGACAAUGUCAUCAUGACUAGGUGGAAAGUUUUGCCGCGCGAUCAAUGUCAAGGCAUUCGCAACUUCGUCGUCAACUUCAUCAUCCAACUCUCGAACAAUGAAGACCGGAGCCACAUCGAUCGCACCCUCCUCAAUAAGCUUAACCUCGUCCUCGUAUCCGUGCUCAAACAAGAAUGGCCUCACAACUGGCCCACCUUCAUCAACGAGAUCAUCUCGUCGUGCCAUAGCAGCUUGCCUAUUUGCGAGAACAACAUGGCUAUACUCCGGCUGCUGUCUGAGGAAGUCUUCGACUACUCAGAGGACCAGAUGACGUCGGCGAAGCGGCGGGAGCUCAAACAGAGCAUGUCCGACGAGUUCACAUCGAUAUACCAGCUCUGCUCUGAGGUUCUCCGGACUGCCACCGAGGCGACGCUCAUCAAGGCGACCCUCGAGACGUUGCUUCGCUUCCUCAACUGGAUUCCUCUUGGAUACAUAUUUGAGACGCCUCCCAGCGGUGCCAGCCUCAUCGAGACUCUCCGCAGCCGAUUCCUCGACGUUCCUGAUUUCCGCAAUAUCACAUUGAAGUGCCUGACCGAGAUCGCCGGUCUCCACACCCAGCCGGCUUAUGAUGACAAAUUAGUCCAGAUGUUCACGGAAACCUUGACCGCAAUCUCGAAGAUUAUACCUCUGACUCUUGAUUUGAAGAGCACAUAUGCGCAGAGCAAUAGCAGGGAUCAAGAAUUUGUGCAGAAUCUGGCUCUCUUCUUGACCAACUUCUUCACGAUGCACUUGAACGUUAUCGAGAACCUGAUGAAUAGGGACUUCCUCACCCACGGCCAUUUUUACCUCAUCCGCAUCAGUCAGAUUGACGACAGAGAAAUCUUCAAGAUCUGCCUGGAAUACUGGACGAAGCUUGUAUCCGAGCUCUACGACGAGAUGCAAGCGCUACCGAUAACCGAUAUGAACCCGCUUCUCAAUAUGGGCCUCUCGUCGGCGAACGGUGGUGCUCGCGAUCCCGCCAUCUUAGCCAACUAUCCGCUGCGUAAGCACAAAUAUGCCGAGAUUCUCUCCAAUCUCCGCACCGUGAUGAUUGAAAAGAUGGUCAGGCCUGAGGAAGUGCUCAUCGUCGAGAACGAUGAAGGUGAGAUUGUGCGCGAAUUCGUCAAGGAGAGCGAUACCAUUCAGCUCUACAAAUCAACCCGAGAAUGCCUGGUCUUCUUAACCCACCUAGACGUCAACGACACAGAGCAGAUCAUGUCCGAGAAGCUCGCACGACAAGUUGAUGGCACUGAAUGGUCCUGGGCAAACUGCAAUACCCUUUGCUGGGCUAUUGGUUCCAUUUCCGGUGCCAUGAAUGAAGAGACGGAAAAGCGAUUCCUCGUCACCGUGAUCAAGGAUCUCCUUGGCUUGACCGAAAUGAAGCGCGGCAAAGACAACAAGGCCGUCGUCGCCAGCAACAUCAUGUACAUUGUUGGCCAAUACCCCCGCUUCUUGAAGGCGCAUUGGAAGUUCCUGAAGACCGUGGUCAACAAGCUCUUCGAGUUCAUGCACGAGACACACGAAGGUGUUCAGGACAUGGCCUGUGAUACCUUCAUCAAAAUCGCCAACAAGUGCCGCAGACACUUCGUCGCGCUUCAGCCUGGCGAGACUGAGCCUUUCAUUGACGAGAUCGUGCGGAAUCUUCGAAAGAUCACGGCAGACCUAUCGCCCCAGCAGGUUCAUACCUUCUACGAGGCGUGCGGUUAUAUGAUCAGCGCCCAAGGCCAGAAGAGCAUGCAGGAAAGGUUGAUCCACGACUUGAUGGCACUCCCAAACCAAGCUUGGGAUAACAUCAUUGCGCAAGCGAACCAGAACCCGGCCUGUCUGCAGGAUGGAGACGUCAUCAAGAUUGUCGGAAACAUUAUGAAGACCAACGUUGCGGCAUGCAGUUCGAUAGGGUCCUACUUCUACCCCCAGAUUGGUCGCAUCUACUUCGACAUGCUGACCAUGUACCGCGCGAGCUCUCAGCUCAUCGACGAGGCUGUUCAGCGAGAAGGCAACAUUGCUACGAAGAUGCCCAAAGUCCGCGGUCUUCGCACAAUCAAGAAGGAGAUCCUCAAGCUGAUUAACACCUACGUUGAGAAGGCAGAUGAUCUGGAGAUGAUCCACAACAAUAUCGUCCCUAAGCUUUUAGAAGCGGUACUCAUCGACUACAAGAACAACGUGCCUGACGCACGCGAGGCCGAAGUCUUGAAUGUCAUGACCACGAUCAUCAACAAGCUACAUAGCCUUAUGGAAGACCAGAUCAUAAACAUCAUGGACAGCGUGUUCGAAUGCACACUGGAUAUGAUCAACAAGGACUUCUCGGAAUACCCAGAACACCGAGUCGAAUUCUUCAAGCUUUUGAGGACCAUCAACCUCCGGUGCUUUCCAGCACUGCUACAACUCGACGCCCGAUCAUUCAAGUUCGUCAUCGAUUCAUGCAUGUGGGCGAGUAAGCAUGACAACCGCGAAGUCGAGAGCGCUGGUCUGUCCAUGUGCUUCGAGCUGAUAUCGAACAUGGCGGAUACCGAUGCGCAGACACGCAACGCGUUCUUCCAGAAUUUCUUCACCACGAUCCUGCAAGAUGUAUUCUUCGUCCUCACAGACAGCGACCACAAGGCCGGGUUCAAGUCACAGUCCAUGCUUCUUGCCAAGAUGUUCUGGCUCGUCGAGUCGGGUAAGCUGGAGGGCCCAAUCUACACAGCGCCCGACAUGGCUCCUGCUGGAACAUCCAACCGCGAGUUCCUGCGGAACUUCGUGGGCAACUUGCUCGCGACGGCUUUUCCCAACCUUCAGACCGGUCAAAUUGCCUCUUUCAUCGAUGGACUCUUCGCCACCAACUCUGACCUCGCCAAGUUCAAGAUCAUCCUGCGAGACUUCUUGAUCUCUUUGAAGGAGUUCUCUGGUGACAAUGCCGAGCUCUUUGCCGAGGAACGUGAGCAGCAAGCCGCCAAGGCCAAAGAGGACGAACGACAACGUGCGAUGAAGGUUGGCGGUCUGCUGAAGCCCUCCGAGAUGGACGACGACGAGUUGUGACUGGAGGAAGACCUCAAUGCGCAUACCGCAACGCGCACGCCAUUCGAUAGACCGAGCCAUGGGGGUGAUUUUGUAGACGCCAAUACGAAGCGUUCAAGCGGCCUUGAUGGGUGGGAUGUCUAUGGCCUGUGAUGCGGAAGUACAGUCGAUAGCGGGCUCCGCAUUAUGGCGCUCGGGCCAAAAAGUAGAGCUCACGUCUUGUACUUUGAUUUUUCGUCGAGAAGGAAGGUUUGGACAACGGAGUGAUCUGCGAGCAGAUAUCAAUACCCGGUAGAUCAGGUCCCUGCGAUUCCUUAUUCAGUGCAGAGACAGGUAGCUUGGAGGCGCUCUGGCUUGGGUUGCGUACAAAAAGGUGGAGGGAGGAUGUUGCAGGCCUCAGACGAUAUCCUCGAUGUGUGGAGUAAUAGACAGAAUAUGUACAUGCCGCCCGUUUGCCGAAACAAAUCUUCCAC
Messenger RNA from Trematosphaeria pertusa, 3995 nucleotides. RefSeq lists its product as uncharacterized. The record is from RefSeq and is a predicted model, not a curated record. The transcript is spliced from 9 exons. Gene Ontology annotation, biological process: protein export from nucleus; ribosomal small subunit export from nucleus; ribosomal large subunit export from nucleus. Lineage: Eukaryota; Fungi; Ascomycota; Dothideomycetes; Pleosporales; Trematosphaeriaceae. Gene Ontology annotation, cellular component: nucleus; cytoplasm. Gene Ontology annotation, molecular function: nuclear export signal receptor activity; small GTPase binding. The coding region runs from base 319 to 3543 and encodes 1074 amino acids.